AUGUACAGACACCAUUUCCACUUAUCCCGACUUAUGACACCCACAGAGGAAGAGCGUAUCUACGAGACGAUGUUUUGUCCACGGCCCACUCCCGACGAAGUGCUCGACUGGGUCAAGGAGCCUGCUAAAUUAAUUUUGACUCCCGGGAAAGACGGUCCUGCUAAACGAGAUCUUGACUACACUAAGCCCGAAAAACUUUACUGGGGCAUUGCAUCGAAUAUCACCGAAAACAUACCCUUCCUCGACCACCUCCGGACUUCGUACAACAACGCUUCUUAUGGUCACGUAUCACGCAUGAUGUUGCGGAAGGUCUGCAUAAACAUUGCCACUACGGGGUGA
Messenger RNA from Lentinula edodes (shiitake mushroom), 339 nucleotides. RefSeq lists its product as uncharacterized. The record is from RefSeq and is a predicted model, not a curated record. Lineage: Eukaryota; Fungi; Basidiomycota; Agaricomycetes; Agaricales; Omphalotaceae. The transcript has 3 exons. Bases 1 to 339 code for a protein of 112 amino acids.